Molecule: messenger RNA, 713 nt
Organism: Gossypium raimondii (Peruvian cotton)
Lineage: Eukaryota; Viridiplantae; Streptophyta; Magnoliopsida; Malvales; Malvaceae
Exons: 3
Coding region: 100-606 (168 amino acids)
Biological process (GO): regulation of DNA-templated transcription
Cellular component (GO): nucleus
Molecular function (GO): DNA-binding transcription factor activity; sequence-specific DNA binding
Source: RefSeq, a predicted model, not a curated record
UCUCUCUCAAGUGCUCAUCCCUUUUCCCAUCCUAUAAAUAGCUAAGCUACUACACUCAAAUCCUACUACUUUACAUUUUAUACAUCCAAAGAGUUCAGAAUGGUAACUAAGCUGCAAAGGAGAACAGCUUCUCGCAGAAAGCUUCAGUUUCUUCCAACUCUCUCCAACACCAAAUCUGUUAAAAGGAGUUCCAUAGUCCUAAAUGUUCUUCUCCAAUGUCACAAGCUCAAAGUCAAGCUGGAAGAAAUACACAGAGAGUACCAAAAUCUGAUGACUAUCAGAAACCAAUACUUCACUCUAUUGAAACAUAUACAAGUCUCAAAGGAAGUGAAGGUGGAGAAGGUUGGAGAAGAGUUUGUAGUCAAAGUGAGUUGCAACAAAGGGAGGGACAAAUUGAUCUCAAUUCUAGAGGCGUUUGAAGAACUGGGUCUUAAUGUUGUUCGAGCUAGAGUUAAUUGCAGCCAUUUCUUUGCCAUGGAAGCCAUUGCUGUAGCUCAAGACCAGAAAACUACUGAUAUCAAUGAUGUUACGCAAGCUAUUCUUAUGGCCAUUGAAAAGCAAGGAGAUGAACAUAUUAAAGAUUUUCGCCAGGUUUCCAAAUGUUAAUUAAGCAAAAUGUAAGAUAUCUAGACCUGUAUGCAUCUCCAUAUAGAUAUGGUGUGUAGUAAAAAUGUUAAUUAAGCAAGAAGUAUGAUUCAUACAGUUUAAGAUAA